Molecule: messenger RNA, 3054 nt
Organism: Phyllopteryx taeniolatus (common seadragon)
Lineage: Eukaryota; Metazoa; Chordata; Actinopteri; Syngnathiformes; Syngnathidae
Gene: lef1
Product: lymphoid enhancer-binding factor 1
Exons: 12
Coding region: 461-1714 (417 amino acids)
Biological process (GO): regulation of transcription by RNA polymerase II; canonical Wnt signaling pathway
Cellular component (GO): beta-catenin-TCF complex
Molecular function (GO): RNA polymerase II cis-regulatory region sequence-specific DNA binding; DNA-binding transcription factor activity, RNA polymerase II-specific
Source: RefSeq, a predicted model, not a curated record
GGAGGAAAAAGGAGGUGGGAGCAGCUCCAUUACCAACACACGCUCGCACACACCGGUUACAUUACACCGUGGAAACGCUGCGGGAGCGCUGGGAAAGUCUUCUCCACGGAGUGUGUGUGUUUUGCUUUUAACAUCACCUUUUGCCUUUAAUUCCUAUUUUAAGGAUUGUGGAUGCGCACAUCCACACAUUCUUUUUUACUUCUCCACCGGGACCCACAAGGGACUACCACAUGCACUUUUUCUUUUUUUUGGGAGGUUUGGAUAAAUCAUCUUUGAGUGAAAAGUGGUGAUUUGUGGACUAGUGUCCUUUUGUGUUUUGUUUCCCCUCUGCAGGGGGUCAAGAACUUGGCUCCUUCCACUGGGAGUUCCUAUACUCUCUUUUUCCUCAACACAUUUUUGGGUGUUUUUUUGGGGGUGGGUGGGUGGGGGGGAUUGUGGGCGCAAAAAGAGGUGAGACGACAUGCCUCAGUUGUCAGGCGGCGGUGGCGGGGACCCGGAGCUGUGCGCCACGGAUGAAAUGAUCCCGUUCAAGGACGAGGGGGAGCCGCACAAGGAGCAGAUCUUCGCCGAGCUCAGCCACUCGGAAGAGGAGGGAGACCUGGCCGACAUCAAGUCGUCGCUGGUCAACGAGUCCGAGGGAAGCCCCAACAGUAACAGCCACGAUGCGGCGAGACAGUCCCAAGAUUCAUAUCAUGAAAAGCACAGAGAGCAUCCCGACGAUGUCAAACAUCAGGAUUUGUACAGCAAAGGCCACGCAUACCCGAGCUACCCAAGCUACAUCAUGAUGGGCAACAUGAACGACUCCUACAUGACCAAUGGCUCCCUCUCGCCGUCCAUGCCCAGAACGCUCAUACCGAACAGCGACACAGGGAGGAAGGCGAGAAAAUGCUGGCUUUUCCAGGCCGUGCGAAAGGAGGAGCCACUGCGUGAUGUGGCACACCGGUGGCGUCAUGUGGUCGCGGAGCUUGUACGCCGCACGCUAGCAGCAUCGUGUUCCCACUUGGGACGUUCCCAGAAGUCCAACAAAGUUCCCGUGGUGCAACCGUCCCAUGCCGUCCACCCGCUCACCCCGCUGAUCACGUACAGCGACGAGCACUUCGCGCCGGGUUCCCAUUCCGGCCAUCACCCUCAGGAUACCAAACCACAAGGAAUGUCCAGGCAUCAUCCGGGACCAGACAUGGCCAAUUUCUACUCGCUGUCUCCGGGGGGAGUGGGACAGCUCACGCCGCCACUGGGAUGGUUCUCCCACCACAUGGUCCCGGGACCGCCGGGUCCUCACGCCACGGGGAUCCCCCACCCGGCCAUCGUCAACCCCCAGGUCAAACACGAGCCCCUGCACGAAACCGACAUCAUGCACAUGAAGCCCCAGCACGAACAGCGGAAGGAGCAGGAGCCCAAAAGACCGCACAUCAAGAAGCCGCUCAACGCCUUCAUGCUCUACAUGAAAGAGAUGCGCGCUAACGUGGUGGCCGAGUGCACGCUGAAAGAGAGCGCCGCCAUCAAUCAGAUUCUAGGACGGCGGUGGCAUGCGUUAUCUCGAGAAGAGCAGGCUAAGUAUUAUGAGUUAGCCCGCAAGGAACGACAGCUCCACAUGCAGCUCUACCCAGGCUGGUCUGCCCGAGACAACUAUGGGAAGAAGAAGAAGCGGAAGCGGGAGAAGAUCCAGGAGUCGGCCGCAGGUACGGGGCAGAGAAUGAAAACAGCAUACAUCUGAGAAAAUGGAGGAAAACGGAACAACUUCUCCACAUGCAACGCGAAGGCGGCCGCCGCAGGGCCUCUGAUCGAGAUGGAGGCCUGCUAAGAUUCCAUGAAGACCCACAGAGGACCCCCCCUCCGCCCAACACUUAUCACCUGACACCCCCCUAAAAGUUACACCUCACACUCCCCCUGCUGGAAAGACACUGAACUGAACACGACAAUCACUAUCGCUCACGUUUUCACUCAAAGUGUGCGUGUGCGUCACUUCCUGACCACUCACACGCACACAAAGACACACCACCUGCACACUCCAACUAAGUUAUUUUAAGUUAUUUGUCACCUCUUUUGUCAUUUUCAGGAGCGGGAGGCCUACACACCGCAACAAAUGAAUUAAAAUUUUAAAAAAAUAGGUCAACACUAAUACUGAUACUACACAAUAAUAAAUGUUGGCUAUAUUUUUCCAUUAAUGUCAUAUAAAGCCAUUUUGUGAGGGUCAACAUUCCCACUUUUUCACUGGAGUCCAGCGACCAUUUUGGUGAGGGUCAACAUUCCUGCUUUUUCCACUGGGGUCCAGCGACCAUUUUGGGGUUCCCGCCCGCUCCGACCAAACGGGCCAAUCACCUCUUGUAGAUUGCACUAAGGAACAUGGAGGGAUCUCAUCUCGUCUCAACACUUUUUAUUUUUAUUUUUUUUUAUAUAAAUAAGUUGGACCAGUUGCUUGGUCGAAAAGAUCAACCUUUUUUCUUUUUUUUUUAAUCUUGAGCCCUUGUUUUGAAUUUUUCGGUGUACAUUUUUUUUUUUUUUUAAUAUUGUUUUUUUAUAUAAAUAUAUAUAUAGUGCCAUAUAUUAACAUAAGCUUUGAAGCCUUUCCCCCCCCCCCCCCCCCCCUUUCUCGGGAGGCUUUUUUUUUUUUUUUUUUAUCUUAUAAACCAACGCUCUGUGUGUGUGUGUAUGUACUUUUUCCCAGGUCCUUUUUCUUGGUCUUUUUUCAGGCGACAUGCAACAGUGAGGCUUAUAUUUUAUUGAUGGACAAGCAGACAAAUGAAGCAGAUAUUAUAUAUUUACCCCAGCACUUGGUAGUCUCUCUUCCAUUGCAAUGGACCUUUUUUUUCCCCCUGGUAGCAAAAUAGUGAGCUCUUUUGUUUAUAUGUUUUGUCAGCCACACAGUCUGUGAUAUUUUCUCUAUUUUACUAUUGCUCCACGAUGAUGAUGAUGAAUUUAUCCCGUAUUGAUAUGAUUUGGGGUCGCUGUCGUCUUGGAGGAGCACUUUUGCUUCCCAAGUGGUUGUCUUUGAACCGUUUCCACAUUUUUGGUUUUUGUUUUUCUUAAAAAAAUAAAUAAAAAGGCACCAUUUGA